AUAAAACCCCCAGCUUCUUUUUCUUCUUUUCUUAUUGAAUCAGCUUUCGCUCGUCGAUCCUCUGGCGCCCUCUCGUGGCGCCGCACGAGCGGCGCCGCCACACGAGCGCCAUUAGAUCUCCGUCGAGGUCAGAGGUCGCUGCGGGGGGGAAGGACAACAACAAAAAAAAGAUGGCCGCCCCCAGCAAAGCGACCGUGGUGCUGAAGGCUGUGAAGAAAAUCACGCUCCGCUUCUGUCCGUUCGAGUCCAACGCGCAGUCCACGAGAGAGUUUCUGUGCAUGGUGGGCUCAGAGAAGGUCCGGGCUACCAACAUGAACUGUGAGGUGAUAUCCAUGGUGAAACAUGACAAGUCUGAGCCGGUCGUGGAUAUCACUUAUGUGGACGGAGAGAGGCUGGUGAUGAAGGGGGCAAAUUUGAGCAGCAGAGAGAUGCUGAGUUCGUUUCAGUCGCGGUGCAUCGCCAAGGACCCGCAGGCAAAAGCUGCGGCAAAGAAGUGAUGGUGUGUGUCGUUGGAAGUGUGUUUAUAAUAAAAAAAUAUAUCAGAUUUAAA
Messenger RNA from Scophthalmus maximus (turbot), 550 nucleotides. RefSeq names its product mitochondrial ribosomal protein L53 (gene mrpl53). The record is from RefSeq and is a predicted model, not a curated record. The transcript has 3 exons. Bases 171 to 497 code for a protein of 108 amino acids. NCBI's taxonomy places the organism in Eukaryota, Metazoa, Chordata, Actinopteri, Pleuronectiformes, Scophthalmidae. Gene Ontology annotation, cellular component: mitochondrial large ribosomal subunit.